This is a messenger RNA of Bursaphelenchus okinawaensis, 576 nucleotides long. Lineage: Eukaryota; Metazoa; Nematoda; Chromadorea; Rhabditida; Aphelenchoididae. The record is from the annotation of a GenBank genome assembly.
AUGUCGAUCGCCAUGAUCCUGGAGUCCAAGGACAAAGAGCAUAUCCCAGUCGAUGAAGCCACCAUCAGAAUGUCGAUCGCCAUGAUCCUGGAGUCCAAGGACAAAGAGCAUAUCCCAGUCGAUGAAGCCACCAUCAGAAUGUCGAUCUGCCUCAACAAACUCUACGUCUAUACCCUGGCCGGUACGGAAGAAGCGUUAGUACCAGUGAUAGUACCAACCAUUGAUGGACAAACUCUCAAGAAGCUGGUCGACUGGUGCUAUCAUCACAGACACGACCCCGAGACCAGGAACGACCAACCCUCCACUUCGAAAUGCUUCAAACUUCGAACUACCGUAUUCCGAGAGUUCGACCGCGACUAUUUUGACAUGCCCAUGGAGAAGCUGAAGCGACUGACUUAUGCUGCUAGCUUUUUGGGUGUACCAAUGUUGUACCAGUUGUGUCUGCGACAUAUCAAUGUAAAGUUUAUGGGCAGUAAGGAGGAUGAAGACAUGGAUACAUCGAUGAAGGACGUGUCGAACACUUCGGAUGAAUUGUCAUUUUUAAGUGUUUCUGAUAUGGAAGUUUCGGAAAUUUGA